Messenger RNA from Scomber japonicus (chub mackerel), 4062 nucleotides. Its product is annotated as zinc finger protein 518A. The coding region runs from base 64 to 2952 and encodes 962 amino acids. The record is from RefSeq and is a predicted model, not a curated record. The transcript is spliced from 3 exons. Lineage: Eukaryota; Metazoa; Chordata; Actinopteri; Scombriformes; Scombridae.
UCAUGGCUGCCACUCGCUGAGCUGUCAAGCUCCCCACAAAAGAAAAAGAAAACCGGACGACCCAUGGAUUUGGUGGAUAUGUGCGCAGCUGCCUCUGCAGGAGAUAAUAAACGGCGUGUCAAGAAGAAUAGAGUUUGGCGCAAACGGCCCCACCUCAGGAAGACUGCCGUUCAGCCCCCGACUAUGCAAAGUGAAGAUAAGCAUGGACCAAAGAAGAUAGCAGAGAAGAGGGAGCAAAGCACAGCGUGCCCUUCAUCAAAGAAGCCCCCCCAGGAAGCACAACAGAGUCAACACAGGACAACUGAUAGCAGGCACACACUCAGGUUCACAUGCUCACAAUGCAAGGACAACUCGGAAUAUCUUCCCAAAGACUUAGUGAGACACUUUGAGGAAAACCACAGAGGGAGCCUUCCAGUUUUUUCUUGUCACAUGUGUGCUUUUAAUGCACACGAGUUGUCCUUCCUUCAGGUUCAUCUAUUAAGCCACAAGGAUACUUUUUCCAGCUGCAGCAUUUGUAAUGACAAUGUUCAACGCACGUGGUCUGAAUUGAGUGCACAUCUGACAAUGUAUCACUGCCAAAAUGGCAAAUAUUCAUGUGAAAUGUGUCAGAAGUUCUCGACAGGGGACGUUGGAGUGUUUUUAGAGCACAUGUACUCACAGCAUUUUGGCCUGGAUGGUGCUAAUGAGAUUAAUCUAUUGCUGCACACAAAAGACAAUAAUCAGUUUGAGUCUAAAACAACCACUCAGUCUUUAUGUUGUCAGCACUGUGGCUACGAGGCAUCUCAGAAAUGGUUGUUGGUUAAGCACAUUAAUGCUCACCAUGGUAGCCAGAAUGGUUACCAGAAGAAGAAGAAGAAGGAGGAGGAGGUUCGUUCCAUAGCAAUGAAGCCAAAUGACCCUCUCCCAAAAAUUAAGCCUAGAUUAACAAGAAGUGCAGUUAGGGAAAUGUGCUGGCUGACACAGGACUGCCUUUCUCUGCCAGGGAGAGAAUUCCUGGAUAAAUACUGCCAUCUGUCAGAUCCACAAACAACACUAGAGGAGACUCAGCAGUUUUUGAUGAAGUCUGUAGCGGGGGAAACCGGUGACCAGAAAUGGACCAAGGCUCUUAAAACGGUUCUGUCAAAUGUCCCUCAAGACGUGAACCUUCACCCGAAGUCAGAGAACGGCAUCAUGUCGAACUCGGCCGACCUCACCGUCCUCACGGUCAAGAACAAGAUAACGGUGGCCCAGAACGGUGCCACAUAUGCCAAAAGGCUGAAAAUGAUGGCGUCAUCGGAGAAGGAGACUCUUUCCUCUGAGAGCGCCGCCGAUGAUGCGCUCUGCAUAGUCGACCAAAAUGGAUGUCAGUCAAAUUUGAACGAUCACGUACAGACUGAGACAAAACUAAAUAAUGAUGCCUCCAUGUCGGCCCCGAACGAGCUGUCUGAAUGCACUCGGAUGCAAGAAAACAGAGAGAAUCAGGAAUUAAAGACCAAUCGAGAUAAUGAGGAACAUGCGGAGCCUAAAAAUGCACAUGCCCACGAGGAUGGAAUGGAUAUCUUCAACGAGCUCAAGGUUACAAAUGAGAGCAAAGAGCAGACAUCCGUUCGUAAAGCUCAGCCAAAAACCAGGAGAAAGAACCGAAGGCGGAAAAGAAAGCGGAGAACUAAAAAGAAAGACAAAGGAGAUUCAGGUGUGGCCUUAAAGAUCGUGUUGAAGAAGAAUCCCGUGAAAGAGAUGCAGUGGGUGUCACAAAGCUCUCUGUCUCCAUCAGAAAGCGACCCGAUGGGUGACCACGGUGGACCGCCAGAUGCUCACAUGUCAACGGAGGAGACGGCGCAGGUUCUUGAAAACGAGCUGUCGACAGAAGCGCAGCAGAAGAAAUGGACCAAAGCUUCCACGACUGACCAGCACGACCCCUCUGAAGCCAUUACACCCACCGCACAAUCAAAGCCAGGGGAGGAGAUUAAUCCACCUUGCGCCGCACAGCCAACAGGGUCUGAAAACACAGUCGGAGGCGAACCCACGGAGCCCGAAGCCUCGCCGUCGACAGAUCAAGAGAAGCGGGAUGACGCGGAGAAGUCGAGGCAGUUCAUGGAAACAGAAGUUGACAGGAGCGGUUCAUCCGGAAAGACGUGCCAGUCAAACGGGAUGGCAGCGGCGGCGGUGGAGACGUGCCCGGAGAACUCACAGCUCAGACCCUCCGAUGACCGCCAUGCAUCAGCCACCGAUGGAGUGACUUCCCAACCUAUCACUACACCGCAGGGUAACUCCGAAGAUUUCAACCUCGCUCUUUCUUUAGAGCAGAGUGUUGAAGGGAUAAGAGUGCCUGCAGACCCCCACCCAGAUCUCCUCAGCAGUAGCAGUAGCAGCAGUAGCAGCAGCACCAGCACCAGCAACUUGCCUGCAGGGACAGCCAUCCAACAAGAACCCUCACCAGCCUCGGCGCAGCGCUGGCAGCCGCUCCCGAAAAACCUGGCGAGGACCCUGAAGUUAGUAGCCAUAAGUCCCUUCCAGCCGGUCAAGCGUCCAGCCAGACACCAGCCCGUCGUGGUGCUCAAUCACCCGGACGCAGACAUCCCAGCGGUCGCCCGGAUCAUGGAGGUGGUCAGCAGGUACAGAGGAGAAGUGCGGAAGGUGGUGCUGUCACGCAGGACCCUGAAGGCCCUCGCAGCCAUGAGCGGAGAGACCCUCGAUGCAAACGACACGACGGACGGGGAGGACGACGACGUGAACCCCGUGCAGGAGAGGUUCAUCUUAAAAUUGAAACUUCGCAGGCUGAACAGGAAAAAGUACGAAGUAGUCGGCGCCGUCUCCCCCAGAAGGGACACCGCCACCACCACCACCACCACCACCACCACCAAUUUCCGUUGCUGGUUUUGCGGCAGGGGGUUCGCUAGCCAGGAAAUGUGGAUGCUUCAUCGGCAGCGACAUCUGAUGGAGUGGAAAAAGCCAAACUGUGAAAACGCUUAAAACGUCGCACACACUGGAUAAGAAUAAAAGUAGCCUGGAGAAAAAGAUGUCUUUGCAAUACAACAAAACAAUAAUGGAAACGGUGACAGUCACUAUCCUCAGUGUUGUUUUCUUUUUUUUUUAAAAAAGUCUUAAUUAUGAAUGGUUGUUUUUGAGGAGAAAUAAUGUUCACACUUUCUGGAGAGUUCACAUUCUCAGGGUAACAAUUACCUAUUGUUUCUCUCCCAGUCUGAGUAGCUUGAUACAAACUAUGUUGGUUAGUGAUUAUUUGUACAGCCACAACGGACGUGGCAUCGAUAAUAUAGUUCUUUGUACUGUUUGUACUAUGUCUACGCAAUAGCUUUAUUUAAGGUGAUUUGAGUACACUGUCAUAUGGAAUCUUUUAUAGAACACUGUAAUAUGUAUAUUUGCCAUACCAUCUGAGUUUUAUGGAUCAGUUUAUAUACGGGUAGGAUAUACAGUGUGGUAGCUAUCAUAUUUAUGUUUCUGGAAUGGGACGUAGAGACCCAAAAGUUACUCAGAUAUACCAAAACUGUGUGUUUAAAAAAACAAAACAAAAAGACAAUAAGCUGUUUUAUUCAACAUUUAUUUAUGACUCUUUUUAGUUUAAGCCUUUAUAUGCUCUUCUUUAUGCUUCUUUUUUUGGGCCAUUGGAAGAAUCUUUGUAUCUGUAGAAAAACCUUUGUAUAAACUCCAAAUUAUGUUCAAACCUAGUAUUAUCUGUAAGAGGUAUAUUUUCAUGCAUUCUGUGAGCGGGAGCAGAUAUCCCACAUGACCCCGACACAUUUUUACAACAUUAACCUGUGUUAUGGGGAUGUCGAUAUGCAAUGCUAGUGACAUUUUUACUUCUUUAUGAAAUUUGGAUUUUUUUUAAAGAUAAAGAGGCCUAGAUAAUUGGAUCAUGUGUUGUUUUUUUUUUCUCUCAAUGAGUUUCCUCACUUUUGACUUGAAAAUGAUAAUCGUAUCUUUUUAAUUGCACUAUGAAAGGAGGAUUUCUAUUUCCCGUUACCUCACAGUUUCAGGCCGAAACCUAUGACAAUCUCAACCGGUGUCCUCCUGUGGCUCGACGUUUUCCUUAUGCAGCCGUGAUCCCUCAGUAUUCACAGCAGG